Molecule: messenger RNA, 1239 nt
Organism: Punica granatum (pomegranate)
Lineage: Eukaryota; Viridiplantae; Streptophyta; Magnoliopsida; Myrtales; Lythraceae
Source: RefSeq, a predicted model, not a curated record
CCUCCUUCCGCUUCCCACUCACACUCUCACGCUCCCCUACUCCCACUCUCUCUCUCUUUCCCUCUGCGACUGAGUGAGUGAAAGGACUGAGAAGAGAAGAAACAAAAAUGGCUGCAGCGAGUUAUCUGGUGGGCAUUGCUUUAAUUGUCAUGGCAAUGGCAAUGCGGGCAGCCGAGGCCCGAAUCCCGGGCGUGUACAGCGGCGGGCCUUGGCAGAACGCUCACGCCACCUUCUAUGGCGGCUCGGAUGCCUCCGGAACCAUGGGUGGUGCAUGUGGAUACGGGAACCUUUACAGCCAAGGUUACGGAGUCAACACGGCGGCGCUGAGCACGGCGCUCUUCAACAAUGGCCUGAGCUGCGGGGCGUGCUUUGAGAUCAAGUGCUCGGACGACCCGAGGUGGUGCCACUCGGGCAGCCCUUCUAUCCUUAUCACCGCCACCAACUUUUGCCCUCCGAACUUCGCGCUCCCUAACGACAAUGGAGGCUGGUGCAACCCUCCACGGCCCCACUUCGAUCUCGCCAUGCCCAUGUUCCUCAAGAUUGCCGAGUACCGUGCUGGGAUCGUCCCGGUGGCUUACCGAAGGGUGCCAUGCCGCAAGAGGGGCGGGAUACGGUUCACGAUCAACGGCUUCCGUUACUUCAACCUGGUCCUGAUCUCCAACGUUGCAGGGGCAGGGGACAUCGUGAAGGUGAGCGUGAAGGGGUCGAGGACCGGGUGGAUGAGCAUGAGCAGGAACUGGGGCCAGAACUGGCAGUCCAACGCGGUCCUGGUGGGCCAGUCCCUGUCCUUCCGCAUCACGGGAAGUGACCGGCGCACGUCCACCUCGUGGAACAUAGCCCCAGCCAACUGGCAGUUCGGCCAGACCUUCACGGGCAAGAACUUUAGGGUCUGAGCUACAUGAUCGCAUAUCGGUCCACCGCACCGAAAGUUUGUUCCCAAUUUUACCCCUCAGGGCUGUUAAAAUUGACUGGGCGUUGGAGAAAAUGAGAAAGAUUGGGGGGGGUGGAAAGUGAAAGAUGGGAAGCUUUUGACUUAUUUUUUUUAUGAAAGGCUAAAAGUGGCUGAGGCGGCUGCACAAACAAAACAUGUAGCCCGCAGCUUAUAUAAUCCAGUAGUAGUAGAAUUCUAAUAAAUUAGUAUAUAUAUGUGGUGGUGUAAUAUAUAUGUUUGUAUGUAUACUUGAGAAUUGUAUUUGAGUGAUUCACAAUUGAAUUGGGAACGCAAUUAGUUUAAUUUAA